This is a messenger RNA of Diospyros lotus (date-plum), 3368 nucleotides long. RefSeq lists its product as uncharacterized. The record is from RefSeq and is a predicted model, not a curated record. The transcript is spliced from 2 exons. The coding region runs from base 1388 to 1822 and encodes 144 amino acids. Lineage: Eukaryota; Viridiplantae; Streptophyta; Magnoliopsida; Ericales; Ebenaceae.
UUUCUGGUUUGCCUGAAAUGCCCAGCAACCUGUUUUUGUGGGUUCCCAGGUCAAGACUGUAGGUUUGUGGAUUUUUUCUAAAAUAGAGAUGUUAUUAAUAUAAUAAUAUAUGAUCUCUUUAAUCUCUUUAAUGACGAAAAAUUACAUGACUGAUGCCAUCGUGAUCAAACAUGACUCGUAAGAUUAUUCUUUUGAUUUGGGUAUUGUGAAGUGGAAAAAAUGAUUUUUCAUGGACCAAGUUGGAGAUAAAAAGUGAAGAACUUGGAUGAAGAAGUGUAUCAAACCUAGGGCUAAAAACACAAAGAAGAAGAGCAACAUACUGCGUGGGCCUUGUGUUGCUUUCUGCAUGCAUCAUAGUUUUGUUGGGUUUACCAUUUGGAGAGUCCAUUUGGUUGGGAAAAUUAAUAGAUUAUGAUUGAUUGUUUGGGGAAGAUCAAAUGGAGGCACAAGGAAAUAUGAUGGGAUACCCCCAAAGCCCAAGCAUUAUUUUCUCGGAAAGUACUUUGAUUUUCCUUCCAAGCAAACGAGGGACCCUUCCAGCUCAAACCGGCAAAACCCACCUACCAUUUCCCAGUGCACACAGGAACAAGGCCCCAUUCGUAGUAAUGAUCGUUCGUCCCCUUGAGCCCAGGGCCUAUGGAUUCACUACAUACGUCCAAACCCAAAUUCCAGAUCAGUUUCUCUCUCUCCAUAUCUACCGCCGCAUCGUAACUCUAAAAUCUUAUUUUAGGGUUUUGCAGCUUGAAAUUGCCCAGGAGGCACCGACAGUUGGUUCUAUAAAUCGCGAACUUCUUAGGGUUUUGAGGAUGUGAUGGGAUCGGGCUCUCUGAAUCGGUAUGAUAUCUAGGGCUAGGACUCAAUUUCGAAUCCCAAUUCCGGAUCUCCGUGAUUCCGGGUUGAGAUUGAACUCAAGCGAUGCUGCUUUUAUAGCCAUUUGCUCGAGCUGUAAAUAGUUGAGCUUUUAGGGGGAUUCAUUCAGCAAUAUCUGAUUGAGUGAUGAUCUCAGUGUAAGUUUGAUUUUAGGUCAUCUAAAUUGUAAAUGAUACUGGGUUUAUAGCCAUUUUGUUGAUAAAGCCUCGAUUUCCAUUGCAUAAUUGAUAAGAUCGAUGGGCGUUGAGCUACCAUCAAGACUGUAUAUGAUACUUGGCUUUUAGCCAUUUACCUCAUAAGCCUUGAUUUGCAGCUUUUAAUUGGUGAAGUGUCAGCUUUUAAUUGGUGAAGUGUUAAGGAUUUGAGCUACCAAUUGGUUUGUUUGAUCUGACGAGUUUUAGGCUGAUUGAAACCCUUCUCCUUGAUCUGGGCUCGGAACUGGCAGCAAGUAGGAAUCCACAGGCGAAGUUUAGCUACCAAUUGGUCAUCUUGAUAAAAUCGGUGCCACUUUUUAUCAAUGGGUUCAUCAGGGUUCUUCAUAAUCUGUAUGCUCCAUUCAGCCGUUACUGUGAGCUGUGGUGCUUUGAUAAUGUUCUAUCUCAAAGAAAUUUCUGUACUUGGUCAUGGCACUGAAACCGCUCGAAAGCUCAUGGGAUCCACGCCGCACGAUCAGUUGUUGAUACAAAUCUCAGAUUCAUUCGCCGGGUUGCUUCUCUUUGUGAUUGGAUUUUUACUCUUCAUGGUGGCUUUUGUCAAGGACAGGGAGUUUCAGAGUUUCUUUGCCAAAGGUUGCAUUCUUCUACACGUCUCAAUGGCUCUCUGGAGAGUUUAUUUCGAGAGGCGAUUAGAAGAUUUGGCUCAUGAUUGGCCAAGGCAAUUGAUUGGUGAUGUUGUGUUGGCACUUUCAUGGGUUUUCUUUCUAAUUUGUUCCUGGAGGGAGAUGUAUGAUUAAUGUGAAAGGAAGUGUAAUUGACCGCCGUGGCUGAAUCACAUUGUCCUUGAAGCUGUGGAUUGCAGAUCUGUAGCUUAAUUGCGCUCAAUGCAAUUCUAGUUGCAUAAAUUCCAUUAAAAUAAUUGAGUAUUAUGUGGAUUUCCAUAUUGGGUGUUUCAUUUUCUUAAAAAUUUGGGAUGAUACUCAAGCUUCUAGGAACCGGAUGACAGACAAUAUGAUCUUGUAAUGUCCAGUCGUGCUUCAUGCUGAGAGGUGAUGAUUUCCUCAUUAUUUGUGAUGGUAUUUGCCAAUUUCUGAUCAUGCUUCAUGCAGAGGGGUGGCAAUUUUUUCAGUAACUGUAAUGUAAAACCCUAUGCAAAAUGUUCAUUUGUAAUGUAUGACAAAUUGGAAGAUGAAAUUAAUGCAUUUAGAAACAAUUAUUCUGUACACAUGCUGACUUAGACUCAUUUAGAAUGAGGAAUGCUACUACUCAAAAAUGAUAGUAUAUCUCAUCUUGCCCUAUUUUUUUCAUGGAAAAGGAUAAACUGACUUGCUUAUUGUCCUGUGUAGCUCUGGCUCUCAUGGUCACAGAUGAUUACUUAUUCCUUGAUUGGCAUGCCUUCCGUGUUUAAUUGUUAGAGAACCUGUACUUUGAUUCCUUUGUGCAUUGUUGCCGAAGCAGAUUUUGUUCACUGCUUCUGAUCUUCAAUCAGUGCAUUGAACUGUGUUGCAAAACUGAGGUUGGAUUAGAGAUGCCUUGAGCUCUUACCCAUUGCAUCUUUCUACGGAUGAGACUUCAUAUUUUCAACCAUUUCAAAAAUACAUACUAUGAAAGACUUGGUUUGGGAAGAUUGUUGUGAUUCUUGUCCUGAUUACAUCUUAUUCCAUCAGGUAUAAUUGAUCUUCUGCUUCUUAUUCCCCAAAAAUUUCAUGUUUGAUCCAGUUAUUCGCGACAAGGGCUUAGGCAACUUUGAAGCGUAUGAUGAUUGAUAGAGUCAUUGCUCUUUGAUUGUAAAUUCCUGUUUUCAACGCAAUAGAUUUAAUGGUUAGCAUCGGCUGAGCUUCCCCGAUUAGAAUGGUUCCGAAUGAACAUCCCUUCUGCAUCGGUAAGUUACAGGAAGCAAUGAAGUACUCUUUCCCAGCAUCUUCUUAAAGAAAUGAACUGCUUCUCUGCAAGCAAGACCAUGCUUGCAACAGUUUUCUGAACAGAAAAUAAUACAAAGCUAUGUUGAUUUCACGUGAGAGCUCAGCUGUUAGCUGCUUGGGGACUGAAUUUCUUAUUCACAACCAUGAAGGAAAUAAUACAAAGCUGGAGGCCAUUAUCUUUUGUGUGGAAGGAAGGUAGCAUUAGCAAUAAGCAUUCUUCUUUUAUUAAUUUCCAUGUCUUCCGGCCUGUCUCCGUAUGCCUAUGGUGGGCCUCCAUGUGAGUGAAUUAUGAUAUUAGGGUUUAUCAUUGGUAGGAAUCUCUUUAUUUGCUGUAAUAUUUAUUAUAUCUACUAUCUUGGUAGAGAUUAUCAUUGGUAGGAUACUAAUCUUUAUGAAUAUUAAUGCUCAUUUAUUGUUUAAA